Messenger RNA from Lichtheimia ornata, 738 nucleotides. RefSeq lists its product as uncharacterized. The transcript has a single exon. Bases 1 to 738 code for a protein of 245 amino acids. Lineage: Eukaryota; Fungi; Mucoromycota; Mucoromycetes; Mucorales; Lichtheimiaceae. The record is from RefSeq and is a predicted model, not a curated record.
AUGAUUGACCACGUUAAUACCACAAAAUCGUCUCAUUUUCAUCAACCUCGUCCUGGACGACGAUUAAAGAAAAUCUUUUGUCCUCGACACAAAGUGCAAGAUGAGCACGAGCUGGCGAUCUCACCACCCAUCAUUGAUUCUGUCUAUUCACCACUUGCAUCACCUACUAAUCUAAAGAAUCAUGGGCCAUCGCCAUACCAUCAUCAUCAACAACCCCUUGUAUUGAACUCGGUACCACCAAGAGUUAGCAGCAUGCCCAAACGCACAAGCACGAUGCCAACACCAUCAAAAACGAUAUCCACAUCUCAUCAUUCAUCUCUUCCACGACCUCCUCGCAAGUCAAUUUCUCGACCACGCCCACUACCCAAUGAACAGGAUCGUCGUCAUUCAUUCCACUUGCCACCUACAAAUACAUCAGCCACAUCUGUACGUACAGCACCACCUGCCACCACAGCUACUGGUGCUGGUGCUCCACCUAGUAGUCGACUUGCUGAUCUUGGCAACAAAGCAAAACGGCAAUCUCGUGCUGCAGCUAGUGUUGCUGUUUCAGGUGCCCCUGUUCCAGUGAUGCCCGUCAAAAGUCGAUCAACGCCAAUGCGUGUCAAGACAUACAAUGUCAACUAUAACCCACAGGCAGAAAUGGAAAGAGUGCGCAAGCAAAAGGAAUUGGAAGAAUUGAUUGCUGGUGGUCGUCGUGGAAGCACCUUAAAGUUGAGUUUGACGCCCCGUGGUCUUUAA